Epinephelus lanceolatus (giant grouper) is the source of this 1732-nucleotide messenger RNA. The record is from RefSeq and is a predicted model, not a curated record. NCBI's taxonomy places the organism in Eukaryota, Metazoa, Chordata, Actinopteri, Perciformes, Serranidae.
UGGCUCCAUCCCUACCCAGAUGCAUGCAGAGGAUACUGAGGAGGCUUCACCCCCUUGAAGAUGGCUCCGAUGCUGGCUCUGUUGGUGCUUUGCCAGUUGGCUUUAUACAGAACUGCAACAUCCAAGAAAGUAUGUAGCCGACCUCUUGUCACUGACGGGAUUGAUGAGUUGACCCUAAAACGUGUGUACGAGGUUGGAGAAGAGGUGACCCUCACGUGUGAACAGGGGUACUUGCCUUCAACGGCGACCCCUCGAAGGAUGACCUGCUCCGCCACUGGAGAAUGGACACAGUCAGACUUGAUAUGCUCCCCUAAGAUGUGCCCAAUCCCUAGACCUCUACAGCCAUUAGCCAUGGGGAGAACAGAAGCUCCAUUCAAGAGUGUGCUGAACUACACAUGUGAUGACGGGUACGUCAUGCUAGGAGCCAAUGAGAGCAGGUGUUUACAUAAUGGCACCUGGAGCAAUCCACCACCUGUCUGCAAAGCGGUGAACUGUCCGCUGCCUAAGCCACCUGUAGGUGGAAGAAUUGUCCAUGAUAAGCCAGUUACUGGAAACACCAUCAUGUAUGGGCAAGGCUGGACAUACGAGUGUAACCGACUGAAGGCACCAAGUUAUGAGAGGGGAUCCUGUAUGGCUGAUGGAAGUGCGACUGAGCCACCGGUGUGCCAAGAUGUGAGCUGUGCCGUCCCAACAGGCAUACCAAACGGCUUCAUCACCUUUGCUGUGAUGAGACAACAUGGCUAUAAGGAGAAGGUUAAGUAUGCCUGCAAUGAUCAUUAUGUUCUGGAUGGUGAGGCAGAGAUACAGUGCCAAAACACAGGAAACUGGUCUUCCAAGCCAGUCUGCAGAGCUCCCUGCACGGUUGGCAUCAAAAGAGGCCGUAUCUUCUACAAUGCCAAGAAUAUCUGGAUCGCAGACUUGAAACCCAACAGAGUCCUCCAUGGAGAACAUGUUGCCUUCUAUUGUCUGAACAAAGCUGAGAGGUGUGGCUAUCCUGUGGCUAGCACCUGUAAUGAUGGAACCCUCCCCAUCCCAGAGUGCUUUGAGGAGCCAGGCAAGGUGGAGUACACCUUAAGGGCCAAAACCCUUCCAUCAGAAAUCGCAAUGUGUGUUGCUUCACCCCCUGCAAGCCCCACAAGCUCUGCAAGACCUGCAUAACUCUGCGCAGAAUGACUUGAAACACCAUGUACACUGACAGAAGAUGAAUGACUCUGUAUGCUGCAAGACAGAGGCCACAUAUUGGUCCUUAUCAGCUAAUAAUAAAGUCAUAGUAGUGAUUAUUGCUAAAAUAAUGACAAUACGUUUUCAUUAAGGAAGCAAAAUACUUGUUUGAUACCUGAGAGAGUCAACGGCCUGAAGAAUCUGUAUAGUUUGUAAUCCACCGAUACACAUUUAUUGUGCAUAGAUACCUCAGUAUACAAUCAUAACUGAAGAUCUGUGUGUCAGACAUCCACUCCCGGGAGAUCUGAUAGCAAUUCACACCUUAUUCGUGUGUGAAUCUGAUGUAAAUCUGAUCUCUCUCAUAACUUCUCAAUGUGAUAUCAUGGUGUGAACAACCCACAGAGGUGCUUAGACUCCCCAUUAGCCAGUAUCAUAACUGAAGUGAUGAGUACUGAAAUGCCUUCAAGACAACCGCACAAAAUCACACAAAGGGUGAGACCAUGAAAUGAUCAUACUUGCAUAGCUUCAACUUUUUGUCUUUGACCAAUAAAGUUUGCAUACUUGUAGCGUC